Molecule: messenger RNA, 2364 nt
Organism: Kuraishia capsulata CBS 1993
Lineage: Eukaryota; Fungi; Ascomycota; Pichiomycetes; Pichiales; Pichiaceae
Exons: 1
Coding region: 1-2364 (787 amino acids)
Biological process (GO): nuclear-transcribed mRNA catabolic process, nonsense-mediated decay
Cellular component (GO): telomerase holoenzyme complex
Molecular function (GO): protein binding; telomeric repeat DNA binding; telomerase RNA binding
Source: RefSeq, a predicted model, not a curated record
AUGACGAAGCCCAUAGUGGUGGAACAGAUUCGGGUGCUCAAGAUCCAGGUGGACGAGAUACUCUCCACCAAAUUCAUAGAUGAUCAGACGCUGAUGCGGACCAUCAACCUAGCCCAGGAAAUGUUUUCCAGCUUGGUGUUACUGGAGACCAAUGUCAUUCUCGACAACCCGCAAAUGCAGUCGCAAGAGUCGCUUGAAAAGACGACCCUGAUAGCUCAUCUCCUGAACCAGGUCUGGAAGGACUUCCACCACCCGGUUCUGAAACAUUUUCAAGCUCAGUUUUCUCACUUUGCCAAGAGCAAAAAGAUGCCUGCUAAUGCGCCUAAGGGUGGACGGAAACAACGUCUGGUGAAUCCAGUCGGGGCCAGAAAGUUGUUUGACAAAUUUGUCAAGGUGAUAAAUUCAGCCCAUCUGUUCUACUUCACCUUGGUGAAAGAGCUUCUGUCCUCGUGCUAUCUGUCCUCCAAAAUACCAACGAGGAAGAUCUGCCAAACUUUGAAGAUGACACUGGAGAAUGUCAGCACUAGGAUGGUGCCUUUGGAGUGCAUAGUUCCCAUUGCUACAGCCGUGCACCGGUGCACUCUGUACAUAGGCGAUCUCUCCAGAUACAGGGCAUUAAUUGCAAAGAAGUAUCUACCAUCAGAUGCCAUCUCUAAGGAGGAUAAUAAUAACUACAGCAAGUCUAUAGAGCUGUACAAGUUGGCGCUGCUGAUUCUACCCUCCAACGGUGAUCCAUUCAACCAUAUUGCUCUGGUCGAUAAUUUGAAGGACGAUAAGUUCAACGUGGUUUACAACUUCAUGAGAUCAUCUUCCACGAGAUAUUUUUGCGAGGCGGGUAUUUCAAAUCUGUUCAGCAUGUUGCUGAAGUUCACCAACUCCCAUCCGAUCCUGGAUGACUUCAGCCAGCUCUACAACGAACAACGCUCCACCCUAACCAAGAGUGAUAAGUUCAAUCUGAUCAAGAUGGAGUUUAUCUGUCUUGUUAAUUACCAUCUUUUCCCAAAGAAAUGGGGAGAAGGUGAAGGAAUCACGAGAGGUGGAUACGAGGUGGAGGCUAUCGAGAACGAGUUUUACGGCUACCUGAAAGAGUUGGAUUACCAUAAGCAGAUUAACAACGAUUUCAUCUUCAAGCAACUGGUGAUCCUGAUAGGUGGCUACGGGUUGCUGACAGAUGUUCAGAACGAAAAUUUCACGUCCUCCAAAGAGCAAUACCUGGGCUUCGUCUUCAGGGAGAUCUCAACGAUUCUGUUCAUAACUCUCAAAGGCUGGGAUAAGUCUGAUCUGAAUCUGAGCAUCAUUUUGCUACCAAUACUGCGACUGAUCCUAUGUUGGUUUGUCGCCAAUCCUGAGGUGUUUGCGUAUGCGAUGAAGUGUGAGCUAAUCAUGACGCGGUUUGCGGCUGUCUUUAAUCUGGGUGCUGAAUAUUUCGAAGUGCAAGGCUUCGACAAGUUUGACUUGACGUUCAGUGGAAGACUGAAACUUCCGGAAGAUCCGAUAUCUCGCUUUUUGGACACUCCUCCACAGAGACUGAGACUUUUCAAAGAAGAUGUCUUGCUCAGAGAGUUCAGACCCAUAGGCUACCACAUGCAAGACUUUGACGACAGAAGGUAUAUUUUUUCUGCUGAUAACGAGGAGACUUGCUUGGCUCAAAUCGGAGAGUUUUUUGACAAAGAACAGAAAGCUUUCAAAGCCGAGGAGUCGUAUCUUCGUCUGGUUGCUAUCGUCACCACAUGGAGAAGACUCACUCAACAGAAUGACGUUGGUAUUUCAUCUGGUACGCUUUCUCAUCGCUUCAACAUUUCGCAAGAACUGGUGGAAAAGCACCUGGCCGGUCUUGUGUCCUGCGAGGAAGAUCAAAGUGAUGCUGCCAAAUACAGCCACAUGGUUUCCACUAUUGUGGAUGACGAAGAUGAUGAAGGAAUGAGCGAGUCCUCUGGCACGAGCAGUGCAACUCCAAUCUUAUCUGACGGAAAACCGUCCUCUUUCAAAACGGUUUGGUCUGAGAGGUCAGCUCCUACCAUUUUUGGUCCAUCUACUCCGUUGGUUUUUGGAAGUUCAGAAUUCCCAGUAUCCACCCAGAGUUAUCAGCUUGAGUACAAUCAAAAUGGCAUUCAGCAUAGCGAAAACGUACAGCCUCAUUCAUUUGGCAACGGACAAUUCAAUAAGUUUGGCUCGAAUGGCUCUGUCAGCAGUUGGCCAAGCUCAACCACGAAGUCCGAAAUACCUGCGAAUUCAAAUAACUCUUUCAGCCGUUCGGUGAUGUCACAAUACGGAGACAAGUUUGAAUCUCCUUUUUUUAAAACGGAUUUUUGCAAACAGGAAAGCCACUCUAAUGCCCAUGGAGGGUUCAGCUUUGGAAACUAA